Molecule: messenger RNA, 5827 nt
Organism: Telopea speciosissima
Lineage: Eukaryota; Viridiplantae; Streptophyta; Magnoliopsida; Proteales; Proteaceae
Product: DNA-directed RNA polymerase II subunit RPB1-like
Exons: 13
Coding region: 39-5591 (1850 amino acids)
Biological process (GO): transcription by RNA polymerase II
Cellular component (GO): RNA polymerase II, core complex
Molecular function (GO): DNA binding
Source: RefSeq, a predicted model, not a curated record
GUUUAAUUCCAUAGUUCAUCCUCGAUUGAUCUUUCCCGAUGGAUAUGCGAUACCAGUUCUCCCCAUCCGAGGUCAAGAAAGUUCGCCGAGUUCAGUUUGGCAUACUAAGUCCUGAUGAAAUUAGGCAAAUGUCAGUGGUGCAGGUCGAGCAUAGUGAGACGACUGAGAAGGGGAAGCCAAAGCCUGGUGGCUUGAGUGACCCUCGACUUGGUACUAUAGACAGGAAGGUGAAGUGUGAGACUUGUAAUGCUAACAUGGCGGAGUGUUCUGGGCAUUUUGGGCACCUUGAGCUUGCUAAGCCAAUGUUUCAUAUUGGAUUCAUGAAGACUGUACUUAGUAUCAUGCGCUGUGUUUGCUUCAAUUGUUCAAAAAUACUCGUCGAUGAGGAUGAUCACAAGUUUAAGCAAGCUCUUCGAAUUAAAAAUCCAAAACAUAGAAUGAAGAAGAUUAUGGAUGCAUGUAAGAACAAAGCUAAAUGUGAUGGUGGUGAUGAUAUAGUUGAGGGUCAAGCUUCUGAAGAACCAGUAAAGAAGAGUCGGGGUGGCUGUGGUGCCCAACAGCCAAAGCUCACCAUUGAAGGUAUGAAAAUGGUUGCAGAAUACAAGACUCAAAGGAAGAAAAAUGAUGACCAGGAUCAGCUUCCUGAACCUGUCGAAAGAAAACAACAGCUUUCUGCAGAAAGGGUUCUAAGUGUUCUGAAGAGGAUAAGUGAUGAAGACUCGGUAAAAUUAGGUCUAAAUCCUGAAUAUGCUCGCCCAGAUUGGAUGAUUCUACAAGUCCUUCCAAUUCCUCCUCCUCCUGUGAGACCUUCGGUCAUGAUGGAUACUUCGUCCAGGAGUGAGGAUGAUUUGACCCAUCAGUUGGCGAUGAUCAUUAGACACAAUGAGAAUCUGAGGCGACAGGAGAGAAAUGGGGCUCCUGCACACAUCAUCUCAGAAUUUGCACAGUUACUGCAAUUUCACAUAGCAACAUAUUUUGAUAAUGAGCUUCCGGGUCAGCCGAGGGCUACUCAGCGGUCUGGGCGGCCUAUAAAAUCGGUAUGUAGCAGACUUAAGGCUAAGGAAGGUCGAAUUAGAGGUAACUUGAUGGGAAAACGAGUAGAUUUUUCAGCACGGACCGUCAUCACACCUGAUCCAACCAUUAACAUUGAUGAGCUGGGGGUGCCAUGGAGCAUUGCUUUAAACUUAACGUACCCAGAAACUGUGACUCCAUAUAACAUUGAAAGGCUGAAGGAACUUGUUGAAUUUGGACCUCAUCCUCCACCUGGAAAAACCGGUGCCAAGUAUAUCAUUAGAGAAGAUGGACAGAGGUUAGAUCUACGGUACUUGAAGAAAAGUAGUGAUCACCAUCUAGAGCUUGGUUACAAGGCAAGUAGUUGCUUUUGUAUAGACUGUCUUGAUCUCUUCUUGGAUCUUUCAUGUUCUCUGAACUUUAAAACAUUUCGGUUUCAGGUUGAGCGGCACCUACAGGAUGGAGAUUAUGUGCUCUUUAAUCGACAACCUAGUCUCCAUAAAAUGUCUAUAAUGGGACACAGAAUCAAGAUUAUGCCAUACUCAACUUUUCGCUUGAAUUUGUCAGUGACUACCCCGUAUAAUGCUGAUUUUGAUGGAGAUGAAAUGAAUAUGCAUGUUCCUCAGUCAUUUGAAACCAGGGCAGAGGUAUUGGAGCUCAUGAUGGUACCUAAAUGCAUUGUGUCGCCUCAAGCAAAUAGGCCUGUUAUGGGAAUUGUCCAGGAUACACUGUUAGGAUGCCGUAAGAUAACCAGAAGAGAUACAUUCAUUGAGAAGGAUGUUUUUAUGAACAUUUUGAUGUGGUGGGAGGGUUUUGAUGGGAAGAUACCUGCUCCGGCAAUUUUGAAGCCUAAACCUCUUUGGACAGGAAAGCAAGUGUUUAAUCUUAUCAUUCCAAAGCAGAUAAAUCUCUUGAGGACAGCUGCAUGGCACUUGGAGUCUGAAACAGGAUUUAUAACUCCAUGUGAUACUCAAGUUAGAAUAGAGAAAGGGGAGCUUCUUUCAGGCAUUCUUUGUAAAAAGACACUUGGAACAUCUACUGGAAGUCUUAUUCAUGUUAUCUGGGAAGAGGUUGGUCCAGAUGCGGCCCGCAAAUUUUUGGGACAUACUCAGUGGCUCGUUAACUAUUGGCUUUUGCAGAAUGGUUUUAGUAUUGGAAUUGGAGACACAAUUGCUGAUGCGGCAACUAUGGAAAAAAUCAAUGAAACAAUUUCUAAAGCAAAGAGUGAAGUGAAAGAACUUAUCAAGGCUGCUCAGGAAAGGCAGCUGGAGGCUGAACCUGGUCGAACAAUGAUGGAAUCAUUUGAAAACAGAGUGAACCAGGUGUUGAAUAAAGCUCGUGAUGAUGCUGGGAGUAGUGCCCAGAAGAGCUUGUCUGAGAGUAACAAUCUCAAGGCAAUGGUUACUGCAGGGUCAAAAGGAAGUUUCAUCAAUAUUUCACAAAUGACUGCUUGUGUCGGACAACAGAAUGUUGAAGGUAAGAGGAUUCCAUUUGGGUUCAUAGGCAGAACAUUACCUCAUUUCACCAAGGAUGACUAUGGGCCUGAAAGUCGUGGCUUUGUGGAAAACUCGUAUCUGCGUGGGUUGACUCCACAGGAAUUCUUUUUCCAUGCUAUGGGUGGUAGGGAAGGUUUGAUUGAUACUGCAGUCAAGACUUCUGAAACAGGGUACAUCCAGAGGCGACUUGUGAAGGCUAUGGAGGAUAUAAUGGUCAAAUAUGAUGGGACAGUCAGGAACUCAUUGGGGGAUGUUAUUCAGUUUCUUUAUGGAGAGGAUGGUAUGGAUGCUGUUUGGAUCGAAUCGCAGAAGUUGGACUCCUUAAAAAUGAAGAAGUCAGAGUUUAAUAAUGUUUUCAAAUAUGAGAUUGAUGAUGAAAACUGGAACCCCAGUUAUAUGUUACCAGAACAUGUUGAAGAUUUGAAAACCAUUAGGGAGUUUCGCAAUGUCUUUGAUGCAGAAGUUCAGAAACUGGAAGCGGAUAGAUACCAGCUUGGAACAGAGAUUACCACCACAGGUGAUAACUCCUGGCCUAUGCCUGUGAACCUCAAGAGGCUAAUUUGGAAUGCACAGAAAACUUUUAAGAUUGACUUGCGAAGACCAUCUGAUAUGCAUCCAAUGGAGAUUGUGGAGGCCGUUGAUAAACUUCAGGAGAGGCUGAAGGUUGUCCCGGGUGAUGAUUUUCUGAGUAUGGAAGCCCAGAAAAAUGCCACCCUUUUUUUUAACAUAUUGCUUCGUAGUACAUUUGCCAGCAAAAGGGUAUUGAAAGAAUACAGGCUUACGCGUGAAGCAUUUGAGUGGGUUAUUGGUGAGAUAGAAUCUCGUUUUUUACAGUCACUAGUUGCCCCUGGAGAAAUGAUUGGGUGCGUUGCUGCUCAAUCCAUUGGUGAGCCUGCUACCCAGAUGACUCUGAACACCUUCCACUAUGCUGGAGUCAGUGCUAAGAAUGUCACUCUGGGUGUUCCCAGGCUGAGGGAAAUUAUUAAUGUUGCUAAGAAAAUCAAAACCCCUUCACUGUCUGUUUAUCUGAAGUCUGAAGUGAGUAAGACUAAAGAGAAGGCCAAGAAUGUCCAAUGUGCUCUGGAAUAUACUACUUUACGGAGUGUUACCCAAGCUACUGAAGUUUGGUAUGAUCCGGACCCAAUGAGCACCAUAAUCGAAGAGGAUGUUGAUUUUGUCAAAUCAUACUAUGAAAUGCCAGAUGAAGAGGUCGCCCCUGAGAAAAUUUCACCAUGGCUUCUUCGGAUAGAGUUAAAUCGUGAGAUGAUGGUGGAUAAAAAGUUGAGUAUGGCUGACAUAGCAGAGAAGAUCAACCUUGAAUUUGAUGACGAUUUAACCUGUAUAUUUAAUGAUGACAAUGCUGAGAAGCUGAUUCUCCGCAUCCGCAUCAUGAAUGCUGAGGCUCCGAAGGGUGAAUUGCAGGAUGAAUCUGCCGAGGAUGACGUUUUCCUUAAAAAGAUUGAGAGUAACAUGCUGACUGAAAUGGCCCUUCGAGGCAUCCCAGAUAUUAAUAAAGUUUUUAUCAAGUCAGGAAAGAUAAAUAAAUAUGAUGAAAAUGAAGGGUUUAAGCCGGAAGUUGAAUGGAUGCUGGAUACUGAAGGCGUCAAUCUUCUAGCUGUUAUGUGUCAUGAGGAUGUUGAUGCCACAAGGACAACAAGUAAUCACUUAAUUGAAGUGAUUGAAGUUCUGGGAAUCGAGGCUGUUCGUCGAGCACUGCUAGAUGAGUUGCGAGUUGUCAUCUCUUUUGAUGGAUCUUAUGUGAAUUAUAGGCAUCUGGCCAUCCUCUGUGAUACCAUGACUUAUCGGGGUCACUUGAUGGCCAUUACUCGUCAUGGUAUUAAUCGGAAUGAUACUGGACCAAUGAUGAGAUGCUCAUUCGAGGAAACUGUGGACAUUCUUCUUGAUGCUGCUGUUUAUGCUGAAACAGAUCAUCUCAGGGGUGUUACUGAAAAUAUUAUGCUAGGUCAACUUGCUCCAAUUGGCACUGGUGAUUGUGCCUUGUAUCUGAAUGACCAGAUGCUGCAGCAAGCCAUUGAACUCCAUCUCCCGAGUUAUAUGGAAGGUCUAAAUUUUGGCAUGACACCUUCCCAUUCACCGAUUACAGGAACUCCCUAUAACGAGGGCAUGAUGUCACCUAGUUAUUUGCUGAGCCCAAAUAUACGUUCUUCGCCUAUAACAGAUGCUCAGUUUUCUCCUUAUGUUGGUGGAAUGGCCUUCUCACCUACUUCAUCCCCAGGCUACAGUCCAUCUUCUUCUGGAUACAGCCCCACCUCUCCUGGUUAUAGCCUCACCUCUCCAGGGUACAGCCCCAGUUCACCAGGUUACAGCCCUACUUCCCCAACGUACAGUCCAAGCUCUCCUGGCUACAGUCCAACAAGUCCUGCAUAUUCUCCCACAAGUCCAUCGUAUUCCCCUACCUCACCCAGCUAUAGUCCUACAUCACCCAGUUACAGUCCUACAUCUCCAAGUUAUAGCCCCAGUUCUCCCAGUUACAGCCCUACUUCUCCAGCCUAUAGUCCUACUUCUCCAGUUUAUAGCCCCACAUCUCCUGCAUACAGCCCAACCUCACCAUCUUAUAGCCCUACCUCACCAUCAUACAGCCCAACCUCUCCAUCAUACAGCCCAACUUCACCUUCCUACAGCCCGACCUCUCCAUCAUACAGCCCUAAGUCUCUUGCAUAUAGCCCGACAUCUCCAGGUUACAGCCCAACCUCGCCAAGUUACAGUCCGACGUCUCCAAGCUACAGCCCUACAUCUCCAAGUUACAACUCCCCGUCAGCAAAAUACAGUCCACUGCCAUACUCUCCAAGUAGUCCAAGGCUGUCAGUGUCACCCUCCAGUCCAUAUAGUCAGUCUUCUCCAAAUUACAGUCCAACGUCUCCAACUUAUUCACCAACUUCUCCAUCUUAUUCCCCACCCAGUCCCUCAUACAGUCCCAGCAGUCCUUAUAAUUCUGGUCAGAGUCCAGACUACAGCCCAAGUUCUCCUCAGUACAGUCCAAGUGCUGGGUACUCACCAACCGCGCCAGGCUAUUCGCCUUCAUCAACUAGUCAGUACACCCCACAAUUAAGCAAAAAAAAAUGAAGGAAACACUCGCUGAGGUACAUAUUUUCUGCAGUAGAUAAAAUAACUCACUUGUAGAAGAGUAAAUCUGCUGGUUUUCAAAACUAAGAGAACUGCUAUGUGGAGGAUAUUGGAUAGCUCUAUUCCACAUCCUUUGAUUUGUAUGCUUUUGGAGCCAGGAAGUGAGCCAUCCCUUACAAAGAUUGGGUGGGUGGUUGAUUGAGAGGAAGCUAGUUGUGUAUCUUAUUGUUGUAUCC